CCUUACCCAUUCGAAACCGGACGCUCCCGGAUCCACCUCCAAAGUCCAAAAGCGAAUCCCACGAGCGCCGCAACGGCGAAACCAUCGGAACCCUAGAUCUCUCGCGCCCGAGCUCCAGAACCCUAGAUCCGCCAUGCACCAGCCCAGAGCCCGCUACCCGCCCGGCUACGGCUCCGGCGGCGGUGGACGUGGCGGCGGAGGCGGCAACGGAGGAGGAGGCGGCGGAAAUCACAACUACUACGGCCGAAACCCGCAGCCGCAGCCGCACCACCACCAACACUACCACCACCAGCAGCCGCCGCCGCAGCAACAACCGCAGCAGCACGCGCAUAGGAACUCCUCGCAUCAGCAUCAGCAGUGGUUGCGGCGAGACCAGGGCCACGCCUCCGCCGCGGGGUCUGGAGAUGCUGCGGGGAGGACGGCGGCGCAGCUUGACGCCGUAGACUCGAGUUCUCAAGAUUGGAAGGCGCAAUUGAAUAUACCAGCUCCGGAUACACGCUAUAGGACUGAGGAUGUCACUGCAACAAAAGGCAAUGAGUUUGAAGAUUAUUUUUUGAAACGUGAGCUGCUUAUGGGAAUCUAUGAAAAGGGCUUUGAAAGGCCAUCCCCUAUUCAAGAAGAAAGCAUUCCGAUUGCACUGACUGGAAGUGAUAUUCUUGCAAGAGCAAAAAAUGGCACUGGGAAGACUGCUGCAUUUUGCAUUCCAGCACUUGAAAAAAUUGAUCCCGAGAAAAAUGCCAUUCAAGUUGUUAUACUGGUACCAACAAGGGAACUGGCUCUGCAGACUUCUCAAGUCUGUAAGGAGCUCGGGAAGUACCUGAACAUUCAAGUUAUGGUCAGCACUGGUGGAACCAGCUUGAAGGAUGACAUCAUGCGUUUAUACCAACCUGUUCAUUUACUUGUUGGGACUCCUGGCCGUAUACUGGAUCUUACCAGGAAGGGCAUUUGUGUGCUGAAAGAUUGUUCAAUGCUUGUCAUGGAUGAGGCCGACAAGCUAUUAGCUCCAGAGUUCCAGCCUUCUGUAGAGGCACUUAUUCAUUUCCUUCCACCUAGUCGGCAACUGUUGAUGUUUUCGGCAACCUUUCCUGUUACUGUCAAGGAAUUCAAAGAGAAAUACCUGCCUAAACCUUACGUUAUUAAUCUUAUGGAUGAACUGACGCUGAAAGGAAUCACUCAAUACUAUGCUUUUGUCGAAGAAAGACAGAAAGUUCAUUGCCUGAACACACUUUUCUCUAAGCUUCAAAUUAAUCAAUCCAUUAUAUUCUGCAACUCUGUUAAUAGAGUUGAGCUACUGGCUAAGAAAAUAACUGAACUUGGUUAUUCUUGCUUCUACAUUCAUGCUAAGAUGUUGCAAGACCACAGAAACCGAGUGUUUCAUGAUUUUCGCAAUGGUGCUUGCAGAAACCUUGUGUGUACAGAUCUGUUUACCAGAGGAAUUGACAUCCAAGCUGUUAAUGUGGUCAUUAAUUUUGACUUCCCCAAGACCUCCGAGACAUACUUGCACAGGGUUGGUCGUUCUGGUCGAUACGGACACCUUGGUUUGGCAGUGAACUUGAUCACUUAUGAGGAUCGUUUCAACUUGUAUAGGAUUGAGCAAGAACUCGGAACAGAAAUUAAGACAAUACCCCCACAAAUCGACCUGGCUGUGUAUUGCCAAUGAUCAACGCUGCAGUUUCAGAAGCAUCAAUGCAUUCUUUUUUCAUGAAAAACUUGUCAGGCAAUUACAGAUGUACAUAGCACCCAUCAAGGUUCGUUUUGGUGCCUUGGUGAUGUUUCUAAGCUUACUUCGAGUAGUAGAGGAAGGGUUUCCUGUCGGCACUGAUACCAUUCAGUUUAACUGAGGGCAUGCACACUGGGCUUGCUUGGAAGGUCCGGAACAUCGAUCAGAGAAAACAUCUCUUACUUAAUAGAUCCUAUUAACAUUUUCAUUGUACUUGUUUGCUUGUCCAAGUUCCUCUUGAUUCGUCAGCUGUUUUCAUUUUCUUUCCUUCUGCUAUGACACAUGGAUAUUUUUUUCUUAGCCAGCUUAUUUUGUGUUAAUUUUGAUUUUUUUUCUUGGCCUAUACGGUUGCCUCUAAAUUAUUUUGUGUUCCUUCUUUUUAA
Molecule: messenger RNA, 2103 nt
Organism: Panicum hallii
Lineage: Eukaryota; Viridiplantae; Streptophyta; Magnoliopsida; Poales; Poaceae
Product: DEAD-box ATP-dependent RNA helicase 12
Exons: 10
Coding region: 134-1660 (508 amino acids)
Biological process (GO): cytoplasmic stress granule assembly; P-body assembly
Cellular component (GO): P-body; cytoplasmic stress granule
Molecular function (GO): mRNA binding; RNA helicase activity; ATP binding
Source: RefSeq, a predicted model, not a curated record